CGGCUGCAUCGCGGGCGUAUCUGAUGGAGCCGCAACGGAACCCAUCAAUUGAAGGGCAAGCACUCGCCCGUAUCCACAGGAUUGGUCAGAGCCGGGAAGUUACGACUGUUCGCCUCAUAAUGAACAAUUCGAUCGAAAAGGUAAGUAAGUUAGCAAUCAGUACCUGCCACUUGACGUUAUGGGGUGGUUACACGGCAGCUGACGACUGAUCUAGGUUAGUAUGUGACUGACAUACAAGACAAGAACAACGAUCUCAUAACGGUUCUGUUGUCGUCGAGUUCUCG
Molecule: messenger RNA, 284 nt
Organism: Truncatella angustata
Lineage: Eukaryota; Fungi; Ascomycota; Sordariomycetes; Amphisphaeriales; Sporocadaceae
Exons: 1
Coding region: 24-209 (61 amino acids)
Source: RefSeq, a predicted model, not a curated record